AUGUCCAAAAUCACCGUCGCCGUCGCCCAAGCACGCACCCACGCAACCCUCCCCGCCACCCUCGCCGCCCUCUCCCGCAUCACCCACCACGCCGCCGCGCGCGGCGCCCACCUCCUGCUCUUCCCCGAAGCCUACCUGGGCGGGUACCCGCGCACGGCGACGUUCGGGUGCGCGGUGGGGGCGCGCGCCGCGCACGGCCGCGACCAGUUCCUCGCGUACUUCAAGGCCGCGGUGGACCUGGGGGACACGCCUGCGGGGGCGGGCGAGGCGUGGGUGCGCAAGACGCUGGCGGUGGCGGAGGGGAGGAGCGAGCGCGGGGAUGGGACGAGGGAGGCGCUCGAGAAGGUUGCGGCUCAGACCGGGGUGUUUCUGGUCGUGGGCGUGAUCGAGCGCGCCGGCGGUAGUCUGUAUUGUUCGGUUGUGUAUGUUGAUCCCCGGCGCGGUUGUGUCGGGAAGAGGAGGAAGGUUAUGCCUACCGGCUCCGAACGUCUCAUCUGGGCCCAAGGCUCGCCGUCGACGCUGCGCGCCAUCACGACCACCCUGAACGGCCACCGCGUGACCCUCGCCGCCGCCAUCUGCUGGGAAAGCUACAUGCCGCUGCUGCGCCAGAGCCUGUACGCGCAGAACGUGAACCUCUAUCUUGCGCCGACCGCCGACGCCCGCGACACCUGGCUGGCGCUCAUGCGCACCGUCGCCUGCGAGGGCCGCGCCUUCGUCCUCUCUGCGAACCAGUGCGUGCGGUAUGAUGAGUUGCCCCGGUGGAUUACCGCGGCGGGGGAGGAGGAGGUUGGACCUGGGCUGGGGCCUGGAUUUGUGCCGCAUGCAGACGACUUCGUCUCGCGCGGCGGCUCGUGCAUCGUCGGCGCCCAGGGCGAGGUCCUCGCCGGCCCCAUCUGGGAGGUCUCGGCGGAUGAUGCGCCGGACUCGACGGCGACGGCGACGGCGAGCGCACCCGGCGGUGUGCCCGGCGGCAAUGCUGUCGGGGACGGGCUGCUGCUGGCCGAGAUUGAUCUGGACGACUGUGAGCGCGGGCGCCUGGAUGUGGAUGUCGCGGGGAGUUAUUCGCGGAACGAUGCGUUUCGGCUGACCGUCGAGGGGCUGGAUUUGAGUCCGCCGCCUUACUGA
Molecule: messenger RNA, 1125 nt
Organism: Aspergillus clavatus NRRL 1
Lineage: Eukaryota; Fungi; Ascomycota; Eurotiomycetes; Eurotiales; Aspergillaceae
Product: nitrilase
Exons: 3
Coding region: 1-1125 (374 amino acids)
Molecular function (GO): catalytic activity
Source: RefSeq, a predicted model, not a curated record